ACACCCAUUCCUUGCCUCUCCUCCAUUCAAUCAAAUUCCUUCAAAAUUCUCGAUCUCCAAAAAGCAUUUACUAAAUCUAGGAAAUUGAGAGCAAAAAUGUUCAACUUUAGCGUCUCAUCGGACGACCAAGAUUUCUUCUCCCGCCGGUGUGUUUGGGUGAACGGGCCGGUCAUCGUCGGCGCGGGGCCUUCCGGGCUCGCCGUCGGAGCCUGCCUGAAAGAACAGGGAGUGCCCUUCGUGAUCUUGGAGAGAGCCGACUGCAUUGCUUCUUUAUGGCAGAAACGGACCUACGACCGCCUGAAACUCCAUCUUCCCAAGCAGUUCUGUCAGCUCCCCAAAUACCCUUUCCCGAAAAACUACCCGGAGUACCCGACCAAGAAACAGUUCAUAGAUUACCUCGAAUCCUACGCCAAUCACUUCGGCAUUAAUCCUCUGUUCAACGAGUGUGUGACGUCAGCGACGUUCGACGACGCUUGCAGCGUGUGGCGGGUCAAGACUGCCUCUCUCGCCGGCGCCGAGGUUGAGUACAUCUGUCAGUGGCUCGUCGUCGCCACCGGAGAGAAUGCGGAGCCGGUAGUGCCGGAGAUAGAUGGGUUAGCGAAGUUCGACGGCGAAGUCGUCCACGUCUGCGAUUACAAGUCCGGCGAAGAUUUCCGCGGGAAAAAAGUUCUGGUCGUCGGCUGUGGUAAUUCCGGCAUGGAAGUCUCCCUCGAUCUCUGCAACCAUGAUGCUAAACCCUCCAUUGUGUGCCGGAGCUCGGUCCAUGUAUUGCCAAGAGAAAUUCUGGGGAAAUCGACAUUUGAAUUAGCUGUGUUGAUCAUGAGAUGGCUGCCAAUGUGGAUAGUAGACAAGAUCCUGCUUGUGCUGGCAUGGCUAAUUCUUGGAAAUAUUGGGAAAUUCGGGCUAAAUCGGCCGUCAGCUGGCCCAUUGGAACUCAAGAACACACAAGGGAAAACCCCUGUUCUUGACAUUGGCACACUUGAGAAGAUCAGAUCUGGAAAAGUUAAUGUUGUCCCGGGAAUAAAAAAGUUAUUGCCCCAUGCCGUCGAGCUUGUCAAUGGUGAAAGCCUUGAAGUCGACUCUAUCGUUCUGGCAACCGGAUACCGCAGCAAUGUCCCUUACUGGCUUCAGGAAUCAGACUUUUUCUGCAAGAAUGGAUUCCCAAAGACACCAUUCCCAAAUGGGUGGAAGGGCAAGUCAGGGCUAUACGCAAUUGGGUUCACAAGGAGAGGGCUUUCUGGUGCCUCAGUUGAUGCCCUCAGAAUAGCUCAAGAUAUUGGCAAAGCUUACAGAAAAGACCUGAAGCAAAAGAAUCAAAAAGUUUUUGCUUCUCUGUCCGGCCUUUUGCGCUCCACAUGUUUCCGCCAGGGUGGGUCCCACCAUUCUGCGGUGGAGAAUUGACCUUCUCCAUGGCUAUGGCGUCAUCCAUAGUUUGACCUAGUAAGCAUUAGUCUAACCCCAGUUUUAUUAGGAAUAUCUUGGGAGGGUAUAAUUAAUUAAUUAAUUGUGUAUAGAAGAGGAAAAAGAAGUACGGCUUUAGGGGUUAGGAUGGGUAAGCCCGCUCCAGGAGAGCCCGAAGGAGUUUUGUUUAGGUUGGGCGUUUUGUAAACUCGGGUGAUGAGGCUGCUGCUGUUUCUUCUUAACCCCAUGCACAUAAUCAAAAUGUGGAAAUGUUUUAUAGCUAAACCACUUUUUCCUUUUUCGGAAGAAUCGGAUUUUACACUUCAUUUGUUGGGUAGUAUUUGGCUUUAAAAUCAUUUGAUAUUAC
Cuscuta europaea is the source of this 1768-nucleotide messenger RNA. The record is from the annotation of a GenBank genome assembly. NCBI's taxonomy places the organism in Eukaryota, Viridiplantae, Streptophyta, Magnoliopsida, Solanales, Convolvulaceae.